AGAAGAUGCUGCUGAAGAUGGCGGCGAUGUUCUUAAUUGGACCACUGUCGCACGCCGGGGUCAAACGGACCGGCAAAACUGGAAUAGGAGUCGUUUGUCUGCUACUCUCGCUGCUGCUGCUGUCAACUCAGGGCCAAGACACUGACGACUGGCAAUAUGAGGAAUGUAAACUUUCUCGAUCGGGUCCUCCGGCCACCAUCGUCGCCAUCGACGAGGAGAGUCCGAAUGGAACGUUGCUGGUGGAAAACAUGCAAAUCAACGGCGUGGCCGAGGGACCCCAGCGAACCAUCUCCUUAUCUCUGAGGGACAACCACAACCACUGGGUCAUCCUGGACCCUUCCAAGCAAGCCCUUUACCUCAACAGCAGCGGACGAGUUCUCGACAGAGACCCUCCGUGGUACAUUCAGUCCAUCGUGGUUCAGGUGCAGUGUACCAACGAGCUGGUCGGCACGGUGAUACUCCACGAGGUCCGAAUCGUGGUGCGCGAUCGCAACGACAACGGGCCGCGCUUCCAGCAGCCCCGAUACUACGUCGCCGUGAGCGAGUUGACUCCAGUGGGCACCACCAUCUUCUCCGGUUUUUCCGGCAACAACGGAGCGGUUGACAUCGACGACGGGCCAAACGGACAAAUCGAGUACACCAUCCAAUACAACCCCAAAGACCCGACAGCCAACAGAACCUUCGACAUCCCGCUGACGUUGUUUGGCGCCGUGGUGCUCAGGGAACGCCUCAACUAUGAGGAGCUAACGCGCUACUUGGUCAUCAUACAAGCUAAUGAUCGAGCGCCCAACCCCAGCGAGCGGCGCAGCGCCACCACCACGCUGACGGUGGACGUCCUGGACGGCGACGACCUGGGGCCCAUGUUCCUGCCGUGCUCGCUGGUCGGAAACACCCGCGACUGCAGCCCAAUCACCUACAAGGCUAACGUGCUGGAGCUGACCGAGCCGAAUAAGAUGAACCCGCUCAAUGUGACUCCGCCCAUUCAGGCCGUGGACCAAGACAGGAAUAUCCAACCUCCGUCGGAGAGGCCGGGAAUUCUCUACUCCAUCCUCAUUGGCAAACCAGAGUCCUACGCAGAAUAUUUCAUCUUGAACAGAACCACGGCCGAGCUCUUGCUGCUCAAGCCCGUUGACAGAGAAGUGCAUCGCAAAUUCGAUCUGGUGGUGAAGGCGGAGCAGGAUAACGGCCACCCGCUGCCGGCUUUCGCCAGCCUCCAGAUUGAGGUGCUGGAUGAGAACAACCAGGCGCCGUACUUUUUGGAAAGCAGCUACCGAGGCUACGUGGCGGAAGGCGCGCCGGUGGGAACCACCGUGGCCGUGGACCCGGGCCUCUCCGACCCGUUAGCCGUUGUGGCUCUGGAUAACGACGUGGAGGAGAGCAGAGACCCUCAUCUGCAGCUAGGAUUGGACAGCUACUCCGACAUAUUCGCCGUGUCGACAGGAGGCAUCACCAGAUAUUUGACCUUGGUGCAGCCGUUGGAUCGAGAGGCACGAGAUUCCUACACCUUCACGCUGCAAGCAUCGGACGGCGUCCAGCAGAGCGCUCCGGUCGCCGUGACGAUAACCGUGCUGGACGCAAACGACAACACUCCGACGUUUGCUAACGUGUCCUACAGCGUCUACCUGUACACCGAUAUGAUGCCCGGUGAAACUGUGCUGCAGCUGUCAGCAGUCGAUGAGGACGACGGUCCCAACGGACAGGUCACCUAUCGAAUUCUAGCUGGGGACCAGGGGCAAUUCCUUAUUGGCAAUAGCACUGGCAUCAUCACCGUAGCGCCAAGCGUGGGGCUAUCGGUGGGUCGAAGCUACGCCUUGACUGUGGAAGCCACGGACAAUGGAGCAGAACCUCACAGAAGGUCGUCCAUUACGACGGUCUACAUUGAGGUUUUGCCGCCCAACAACCAGAGUCCUCCUCGCUUCCCCCGGCAGAGCUACAGCCUGGAGAUUAGUGAGGCCAUGCGGACGGGGGCCACGUUGCUCAACCUCCAGGCCGUCGAUCGGGAGGGAGACGCCAUCGUCUACAGGAUCAACCGUGGGGAUCACCAUGGACAGUUUUUACUGGAGCGCGAUUCUGGGUAUUUGGUCUUGGACAAACCUCUGGACAGGGAGACUCUGGACGAGUACACUCUGGUGGUCACGGCCUCGGACGAGCGACCCGACGGGACGUCCACGGCGACGGUGAACGUGGCGGUGACGGACGUUAACGACAACGAUCCGUUGUUCGAUCCGUCGUUGCCGGUGAACCUCACUGUCGCGGAAAAGCUGGGUCACGCAUUUGUCGGACAGGUCAAGGCCACCGAUCCAGAUCUGGGGGCAAGCGGUCAGGUUCACUACCGACUGGUCAACCAUCAAAAGCUUUUCUCCAUCAAUGCCACGGGAGCCAUCAAGACCGUGCUGCCGUUGGACAGAGAGGUAAAGGCUCACUACUUUCUCAUCGUGGAGGCCUGGGACGGCGCCGUGGACCCGCGGCGGUCUAGACAAACGCUGUCGGUCACGGUCCUGGAUGUGGACGACAACAGCCCCGUGUUUGGCCAACAAACGUACAACGUGGAGCUGCCGGAGAACAGCCCCAAAGAUACUUUGGUUCUUAAGCUGCACGCCAUCGACGCCGAUCUGCGCUCCAACCUAACCUAUCGCAUCAGAACCGACGGUUCCAGCGAGGAGAUUCUUCGGCUUUUUCGCCUUGACCCAAUCACGGGAGAGUUAUUUGUGCAGAAAGUUCUGGACUUUGAAGCCUUGAGCCCUUCCAGUUCUUCUUACACGUUCACCGUGGAGGCCUUGGACACCGAGGGGACCAUGCCUCCGGGCUUGGCCUCCGUUACCGUCACCAUCACGGACGUGAAUGACUUUGCUCCAGUCUUUAGCCAGCCAAUGUACCGCGGCAUGGUCGCCCCCAACGCCGUCAAGGGGACCAUCGUAACCACGGUGAUGGCCAACGAUUCCGACCCCGCGGGAACGCCAGCUGGUCUGGUGCGCUAUAAAGUGGAUGACAAGGCUUAUUCCUACUCGGCCAGUAUAUUCGAGGUGGAGGAACUCACCGGAAACGUUGUCACGAGAGUCAACCUCAAUGAGGAACCCAACCUUAAAUUCAGUCUGGUUGUGGUAGCCUACGAUGACGGCGAGCCGGUUAAAGAAAACACCACGCUGGUGGAGAUCACCGUCCUUCAGCCCUCCAUCAUUCCCAUCUUUACUCAGGAGGAAUACAGGUUUGCCCCCGUGAGCGAGGAAGCUGCGGUCGGAACCGCCGUGGGAGUCAUCCUGGCGGCGGCUGUCAAUCAAACCAUCGUGUACUCCAUCGUCGAGGGCAACGAGGGAGGUGCGUUUGCGUUAAAUAACAAAACGGGAUUAAUCUCCACGGCCAAACGGCUGGACUACGAGGCCAACUCCAGCUACCUUCUCAAGGUGGAAGCAGACUCCAUGAGGGUGGUCUCAUCGAACCUCCGAGCUCCUUCCAAGAGUAACACGGCGGCGGUGGUGAUUGACAUCCAGGAUGAGAACGACCACUCGCCGGUUUUCACCACCUCGCUUUAUAUCGGGGGAGUAGCAGAGGAUGCCAAAACGUUUACUUCAGUCUUGCAAGUGCAGGCUUUGGACAAAGACACGGGCAACUACAGCUCCAUGACGUACCGCCUCGUCAACGCCCCCUUGGCCGGCAAAGACGGCAAAGACAGCAAAGGCGGCUUUGUCAUCGAGCCGCUCAGCGGCGUGGUCAAAACGGCCAUCAUGUAUCGGAACAUGCGACGGUCCUACUUUAAGUUUGAGGUGGUCGCCACGGACGACUAUGGGCGAGGGCACAGCAGCAAAGCGGAGAUAGUGGUGUCGGUGGUGAACCAGCUGGACAUGCAAGUGGUCGUAUCAAAUGUCCCACCGACGUACGUGGACAAUAAGAAAGACAAACUGCUCAGUAUUUUGGAGCGCUACGUGCAGGAGCAGAUUCCCGGAGCGAAGGUCUUCGUGGAAGCCAUCGGUCCCCAUCGUCACGGCGAUGGACUGGAACAAGAGGACUACACCAAAUCCGACCUAAUGAUUUACGCUAUCGACCCGCUGACAAAUAGAGCCGUGGCCAGACAGGAGCUCCACAAGUUUCUUGACGGAAAACUGCUUGACAUCAACAAAGAGUUCCAGCCCUUCAUGCCCCCCGGCGGGCGCAUUCUGGAAAUCCGAACCCCGGAAGUGGUGACCAGCGUGAAAAAGGCCGCGCAAACUGUGGGCUACACAGAGGGGGCGCUGUUGGCCCUGGCGGUCAUCAUCAUCAUCUGCUGUGUGCCCGCCAUACUUGUGGUUAUCAUCACCUACAGGCAAUUUAAAGAACGGCAGGAAGAGUGUGCCAAGACCGCCCGAAUCCAGAUGGCGCUGCCGAGCAGCAAACCCGGAGGGGGCACUGCCAACAACUUAUAUGAGGAGCUCGGCGACAACGCCAUUCGUAGGUACGGACAACACGAGACACAGCAGCUCCUCCGACCUUCUCUCCUCAGACCUGAGGAGUUAUCCAUGGAGUCUGGUAUCGAUCCAGGUCAGGACUACUACACACAGGAUUACUACAACUAUGAACAUGGCUAUGAGCUUCCUCAGUACGGCAGUCGGCGGAAGCUGAUCUCGCCCUCGGGCCUCUACGAUGAGUACGGGGAGGUUGUCGUCAACGACGACGGCAGCUACUACUACAGCCCGCAGGAAUCCGACGCAGAGAAUGGCGGCCGAAAGCGGAGGAUCAAGUUGGUGUUGGACCGCGAGUACGAGACCAGUUCCACCGGUGAUGACAGCGGCCCAGAACCCCUCCGCGGACGUUCCACCUCAACGUUCACCAACCACACCAACGUCAAUGGCGGACUCUACGUGGCCCAGAACGGCUCGGUGGUCCGCACCCGCCGUUCCGUGACGCCCACCAAACCGCCGUUGCCCGUCUUCAGCUCACGGCUUGCCAAGCACUUUAAAAAACUGGACAAAAUGGCGGCCACCUUGGAGGAGAAACUGCCCCUGAACAGUCCCAGAACUUCGACGGACGGCAGCGUCAAAACCCUGCGCACUUUCAAAAGCCCCGCCAGCCCUUCCUUCACUAACUCUGACAUCCAUAAGACCGUCAACGUGUUCGACAGUCGACAAUCCAGCAUUUCUUCAGAGUCGGCCAGCAAUGUGGGGGCGGAGCAAGCCUCCAACGCGGACGGCGGGACGGACGGGGGACUUCGGAAUGGGACGGGUGAGGAUCGAGAAGCAGGAGAGGCCGAAAGAGAGUCCAGAGUAGACGGCAGCAACAGCGAGGGAGACGACGGCCUGGUCAUGAGGGAUCUUCCCGGUGAGACGACGCGGUCGGAAGAGGAGGCGCUUUGGAUGGGACCCUGGAACAACCUUCACAUCCCCAUGACUAAACUCUGACUGACAACGAAAUAAAUCUUCAUUUGUGCUGACAGACUCUCAAGUGCCAAUUUGAAAAACGCUAAUCAGCAUGUCAAAAGACUCAUUUUUAUGAAAGUCAUCAAAAGUUGCCUUGGAUUUGAUCUCGGUGAAGCACUUUUUUUGUCCUGAUCAGUGUUGACGGCUCAUCUUGACAUUUGUCUGACUCAUCUUUGUCAAGUUGCUUGGCAAACGGAAUUAAAAAAAUAA
Syngnathus typhle (broad-nosed pipefish) is the source of this 5597-nucleotide messenger RNA. Its product is annotated as protocadherin-15-like. Gene Ontology annotation, biological process: homophilic cell-cell adhesion; sensory perception of sound; inner ear development. The transcript has 39 exons. NCBI's taxonomy places the organism in Eukaryota, Metazoa, Chordata, Actinopteri, Syngnathiformes, Syngnathidae. Gene Ontology annotation, molecular function: calcium ion binding. The record is from RefSeq and is a predicted model, not a curated record. Gene Ontology annotation, cellular component: plasma membrane; stereocilium. Bases 6 to 5369 code for a protein of 1787 amino acids.